Molecule: messenger RNA, 546 nt
Organism: Volvox carteri f. nagariensis
Lineage: Eukaryota; Viridiplantae; Chlorophyta; Chlorophyceae; Chlamydomonadales; Volvocaceae
Gene: arf8
Product: small Arf-related GTPase
Exons: 6
Coding region: 1-546 (181 amino acids)
Biological process (GO): intracellular protein transport; cilium assembly; protein localization to cilium
Cellular component (GO): cytoplasm; axoneme
Molecular function (GO): GTPase activity; GTP binding
Source: RefSeq, a predicted model, not a curated record
AUGGGGCUCUUCGAUAAACUGCUCUCGUUUCUCGGGAUGUCGGGGAAGAAGGUGAACGUACUUGUUGUGGGUUUAGACAACAGUGGAAAGACAACUAUCAUCGAACGUCUAAAGCCACGACCCAAGCAAAGCGCGGAGGUUGCGCCUACGGUUGGCUUCGCCGUGGACGACCUACAAAAGGGGCCACUGAAUUUCACCGUGUUCGACAUGUCUGGUGCCGGCCGGUACCGCACCCUGUGGGAGCAGUACUACCAGGAAGCAGACGCGGUCAUUUUCGUGGUGGACUCGGCCGACAAACUGCGCAUGGUGGUUGCGCGUGACGAGAUGGAGCACAUGUUGGCCCACCCCAACAUGCGAAAGGUGCCGGUGCUGUUCUUCGCCAACAAAAAGGACCUGCCUGUGGCCAUGCCCCCUGUGGAAAUCGCGCAGGCCCUGGGUCUGGACUACAUCAAGGACCGGCCCUGGCAAAUCGUUCCCUCCAACGGUCUUUCCGGCGAGGGUGUGGACAAGGGCAUCGACUGGCUGGCAGAGCGGCUAGGGAAGUAG